AUGCAGCCACUCAUGGGUCAUCUCCCUCGAGAUAGAGUGACAGCUGCAUUUCCUUUUGAAACUACGGGAAUCGAUUACGCGGGUCCUUUCCAAAUUAAGGAUCGUAAAGGAAGAGGUUGUAAGGUAUCAAAAUGCUACAUAUGUCUGUUCGUAUGCUUUGCCACUAAGGCUAUGCACCUCGAGUUGGUGUCGGACUUAACAGCGGAAGCAUUCGUAGCAACUCUGAGACGUUUCGUGUCGCGUAGGGGAAAACCGUCGCGAAUUUAUUCAGACAACGGAAAAAACUUCGUAGGCGGAAAUAAUGCUCUCAAAGAGCUUGGUAAGUUUUUGAUCGAAGAAGCAAAGGUCAUAAGUGAAUUGAUGGCAGACUAUGAAAUCGAAUGGAAUUUUAUCCCAGCAUACUCGCCUCAUUUCGGUGGCCUAUGGGAGGCAGGGGUAAAAUCCGUAAAGUACCAUUUAAAAAGAUUCGCGGCCAACGCAUUGUUAACUUUCGAGGAAUUUUACACCUUGCUCGUACAAGUAGAGGCCGUUCUAAAUUCCCGCCCAUUAACUCCUCUGUCAUCCAAUCCUGACGACCUUUCUCCAUUAACCCCCGCUCAUUUUCUUAUUGGUCGGCAAUUCAACUCCGUUGUCGACCCAAGUUUGCAGCAUAUAAAGGAGUCUCGACUCCCUAUUUGGCAAAGAGUGCAGCAGAUUGAGCAAAAUCUGUGGGAGCGAUGGAACAAGGAGUGUAUAUCAGAAAUGCAGCAGAGAACCAAAUGGCGAUCUCCAUUUCCUACUCUGCCACGAGGCACGCUCGUUCUAAUCAAAGAAGACAACCUUCCACCAGCCAAGUGGAGAUUAGGAAGAAUCGAGGAUACGCAUGCUGGCAGCGAUGGCAUAGCUCGAGUUGCGUCUAUACGCACCUCUUCGGGCAUUAUUCGACGCGCAUUUGCGAAAUUGUGUCCAUUACCUUUGGAUGAGGAGAAGAUUGUAUGA
Vollenhovia emeryi is the source of this 978-nucleotide messenger RNA. RefSeq lists its product as uncharacterized. Gene Ontology annotation, biological process: DNA integration. NCBI's taxonomy places the organism in Eukaryota, Metazoa, Arthropoda, Insecta, Hymenoptera, Formicidae. The transcript has a single exon. Bases 1 to 978 code for a protein of 325 amino acids. The record is from RefSeq and is a predicted model, not a curated record. Gene Ontology annotation, molecular function: nucleic acid binding.